This is a messenger RNA of Cinara cedri, 9842 nucleotides long. NCBI's taxonomy places the organism in Eukaryota, Metazoa, Arthropoda, Insecta, Hemiptera, Aphididae. The record is from the annotation of a GenBank genome assembly.
AUGGACUCUUCCAUCGAGUUUGCACAUAAGUAUUUGACGAACACGGAAGUUGUUCCGGAUACCGGACAACCUCCUCAUUUGGAUAAUGGCAAGGUGCGGUUGCCCGUGGUGUUGUAUCCACCCGAUGAAGGUUUUUGGUCGGUGUGCACUUGCGUGUUAGGUUUUUUAGCCUCUAUGAUUUUAGACGGAGUGUGCUUGUCUUUAUUUUUGUAUGACAGCCGGGUCGGCAUGACCGAACAAGUUUCGCGGCCGAUGCUUGCCCUUGAACACUUGGCCAUCAUCUGCCUGUGCCGGCAUUUAAUCGGUAGGUACCAAUAUAAUACUUACAUGUGGUAACACGUUUGGGUGAAUUUAUUUUGCACUCGCUUCAGCCUUAGUUGGUAUUUUGUAAAACAUGAGUGUCAGAUAACAAUACCGUACACGAGCAGUGACCGAACCAGAGAGUAGUAUAAAUACCGAAGACAGUUAGGAAAAGAGAAAUAUUUAAUAGUGAUUGGCAACAAUAUCGAUAAUUCGAUACGAUAUCGAUAUCGUGACGAAAUUUCGAUAUCGAUAUUAUAUUCUGUAUCGGGAAUUAUUUGUAGCUAUGAUUAGUAUUAAGUAAUAAUAUCUGUCGGCCGAUAAUGUUAAAUUAUUAUUAUAUAAUUUAUAAUGUUAUCUGUCAAGUCGGUGAACGGUCACUUUGUACGGUCUAUUGUUAAAUCCAAGGAACGCGGACACUUUAUACUUUAUACAUAAUACAAAUUAGCACAUAUAAAUAGUAUAUACAGAAUAAAUAAAUAGAAUACAUAGUUUCAUAAAAAAGUUGAUAGAGUGAGUCGUGAGUGGGAAGUUUGGAGGGAGCCAACUAUUAUUGAUAGUAAUACUCUGUUACUUCUUAUCAUACAACGAUAAUAUUUUUAUUUGAAACUGAUGGUAGUUAAUUUUGAUCGGGGAAAUAUGAUUAAAGUUGAGAAAAUUAUUAUUGAUAAAAAUCCACGUAAAAUUCUACAUAUAAACGGCAAAUAUAGUUUUUACUCUGUGAACACGUUUUCUCCUACUAAACUUGCUCAAAAGUAUCAAAUGUAGCGACUUUUCUAAAACGUCAUUUUCGUGGAAAGACACUUUAAAUAAGUAAUUUUUUGAUUUUCGAAACGCAUCUCGAAUAGUGAUUUAGCCGAAAAAACGUACGAUUUCACGAUUUUACUAUGUCAAAUAAUUACGGACGACGUUUUCUACCAAAAAUAUUGCUCCAAUUGGUAAAUAAUAAGAGAUUUUUAAAGUUGCAUUUCGUAAAAUGUUAGCUAAUUUUGAGUUAUACAUUUUAAUUUUGGAAGUUUAUUUGUUGUUAUUUGGUUGAAAAAACAGUCGUAAAGAUUUGAAAUUUAGCAUGUACACUUAUUUUGGCGUUUCUUAGAGGUGGUAAAAUUUUCGAAAACAUUUAGCCACUUUUGAGAUAUUCAUAGAGUAAUAUAAAUGUAUAAUUUUUGAUAGGUACCUACUAUAUGGAUAAAGCUGUUGGAUUGGUCAUAAUUAACCCAUCCUCAGUAUCAAACAUCCCGUAAUAAAAAGUCUAAGCUUUUUAUUUAUUCUAUAUAUACUAUUUGCAUAAUGUAUAUAAUGUUUAAUAACGUAUAAUAUAUGCUAUGUAUAUGUAUUAUAAAUAUUGUGUUUAUAAUAGUACAAAGUGUCCACGUUCCGUGUUUUUUUUUACAGACCAUACAAAGUGACCUAGAACCGUAAAGUUAUGUAUUACGUAGUUUUUUAUAGUUUAAAAAUACUUUUUUUUUCGGUUUGCUUAUAUUUUUGUAUUCAAUAUGACAUUUUUCUCACUGAUAAAAUACGUUUGAUGUUUGAACAAGGCACCUAUAAAUACCAUUGGAUAAUUUGAUUCACGGUUUAAAUUAUGUCAUCGGUGUGACGUCGUGUGACAUAAUUAUAUAAAUGUUCGUUAGUUUAGAUUAUAAGAUUAAAUAAACACAUUAAAUAUUUGAAAACCCAUUUUUUAUAAAAAUAGUUUUCAUUUAAAAUUUAAAAUAUUAUAUAAUAUUUUUCAAAAUUUGUAUUUAUUUUUAUUUAAUAAUAAAAUAUUUAAAAUACCUAAUAGUAAUAUUUGAAUUAGUAUUAAUAUAUUUUUGAUACGAUAUCGAUAUCAUACAACUCAGGAUACAUUACGAUACCGCGAUACAAUAUCGCGAAAAUCGGAACGAUAUCGGUACCCUAAAUUAUAUCGUUGUCCAUCACUAAUAUUUAGUAUUACGCUUGAUAAAAUCAAUAACUUUUAGAGCUCUACCUUUGGAAAGUAAAAAUAGACCCAGAGUGGUCGGAGAAAAGAUUAGCGGGUUCUAAAUGAAAAUUAGUUUAGGUACUAUACAGAGAUCGAGAUGGGAGUUGUUCUUUUCAAGCCAUGUACAUAUUUCCAGAAGUUUUGAGAAGAGUAAAAAAAAAGGAAUUAGGGAGUGAACUUUAACCCACGGAGGAUUAUGUAUUGCCGCAUUGUGUAUUGUUUAUUAUUUUAAAGGCUGUAUUAUAAUUUUACAAUCUCCUAUGUUCAAUAACUAUCUGUUUACAGAACCGUUUACAUGUGCGUAUAUCAACCGGUACGGUUUUCGAUAUUGUUUAUUUUUCGGCAGUGUAUUAUCCGUCACGUGGAUAACGACGUUAUUGUUAUUAUCCGAAAGAAAGUUACCUGUCGAACAAUUAUAUUUUGUUUUGGCUGCCGUUGUCGGAGGUAAAUCCAGAAAUAAUUAGUUGAUAAGUUUAAAAUGACAUAAUUUAAAUACACCGAUUGUUCUUUGUUCGUAUAUUAAACGUCAUCUUAUAAUCAUAUAAUAUCAGUCCAUAUCUAUUUUAUAUAAAUUAACAACUCAAAGUAACGGACGCGUUGCUCCUUUAUUACCAUGCAAGAGCAUGAGGAGUUAUGAAUAUAGAUAAAUAACAAAAUAUUAUAAAAUAUAGAAUGUUCCACUUAUAAUGCAUCAACCAUUUUCUUGGAAAAUUUCUAAAUAAAUUUAAUUUUUUUUUCCAUCAUUAUGGAAACGUUUGAAAUGCAUAUUAAAACUAUUUUGAAUUAGUUACUCCUACUCAUUGUGCCUGAGUAUAUACUAUUGGUUUUCAAAUAGAAACCCCUUCCUUCGAUAUGAGAAUAAAUUUUUGACGAAAAUUAAUUAACCGUGUAUCAUAAUAAAAUAAUAAUAAUAUGAAAUAAUAAUUCACAAAAAGCGUAGUGUUUCGUGGUUUUUUCUAGUUUUCUGGAGACACAUUUUAUUGGUUUCUCGAAAACGUUCGAAAGCAUGUUGAAUGCUGAGUUAUUGAUAAAUAACAACAAUUCAUAUCAUUGCUAACAAUUAUCAAUUAAAUCAUUCUAUAUACAAUAUGUUAUUAUCCUAAAUUACUAACUUCCCACAUACAAGAGUAGCACACCCAUACGGAUUUAUUUUUUAUUUUUUAAUUUCAACAGUUUAGAUUAGAAUUUAAAAUACUUCGAUUAUAGGCAUCGGAAUCGGAAUGAUUAAAACCGCGUUCGUCGUUCUGAUAUCUUCGUUGUUCCUCGUCAACCGUCAAUACGGUCAUUUGUGCCUGCAACUGGGAAGUUCAGUAGGCAUGCUGAUAAUACCCCCUAUUACGGAAUUCUCAAUAAUCCGUGUCGACUGGAAAUCGUCAAUGUACCUUCAUUUAGGUCGGUAUAACCAUACAAUAUGCCAGAAUUGAAUUGUUCAACAGUUGCAUAUAAUUAUAUAAUUUGUAUUACGAUGUGAAAUUAAUUAAUUAUCAUCAAUGUACAUAUAGUUUCGAUGUGUUUUACGCUGAUAAUUUGGUUACUGGUCACCACGCCCGUUCCGUUGAUCAUCUGUGACGAAACGUCUGAACAUGCGAAUUUUCAACGUCACGUAUCUGGUGGAUUUGUUGGCACAGUCGCCAAUAAAAAGUAAAAAACAUAUUUUAGAUUCUGUUGUUUAUCUGUUAGCUGCAUUUUUACCAGAAAUCUUGCUCCUGUCAUAAAUUUCAGGGGUGGUUUUUGGUAGCAAAUUAUGUCCAGUAAGUGCAUUGAGGUAAUUUUUUGAGGUGCAAUUUUCAGAAACAGCCUAUCGUUUUUUUUAGUUAUUAAUGGCCGUUUUGAAGUUGUCUAAGUUUUUUUGUUUUGUUCUACAUUGAUAAAAAUAAAUUAUAUUAUUUUUAUCCUCAUGAAACUUGUAUCAAAUUUAAAUUUAUGUUUUAAUUUUAAAAUUAAAUUUUCAAUUACAAUCAGAAUAUUUAAUGAAAUUUCGUAUUAAUUGGCGAAUAUUUAAUUUUGAAGUUUUUUUUUAUCUAGCACAUGUUUUACAAUGAACAUUUGUAAUUAAGAUAAUAAUAAUUAAAAAAAACGACAUCUUUUUGUCGUACGCAUAAUUAAAAAUGUAAUAGCAUAUAAUAAUUAUCUAAAAUGUUGGAAUUUGUCUAGUUAGUUUUUGUUUCUUUCUUCAAUGCUUACAGUUUCUGGUAACUACCAUUUUCAGAUCACGAUUCAUGCCGAUAACGGAGCAAACGCCGUUGUGCAGUUCUCGCAGCGACAAUGAGCCUGUGGGCCUUAACGCCAUUUGGCUGUACGAAAACAAAAUAAUCGGAAGGACGUGCGUUCGGAACUUGACGAAUAUAUUUAAAGACCGAACGAUCGGUGGUCGACCGAUGUACCGACACGACAUACUGUUCGAGAGUAACAUCAUGUUGUUGGCGGCCAACUUAAAAUCGGUACACAUUAUUAUAAUAAUAUUAUGUUUUACAUUGAUAAAAUGCCUGAUAUAUGUAUAGCGACGCAAUAGAAGUUCCGUUUUACAAUAAAAUUAUCAUCACACCUUAUUAUUACAAUACAGAUAAAUAAUGUUUCUAAAUAAUUAAGGUGUCUUAAAUUAAAAAACGAAUAUAUGUAAAAAUAAAAAUGGGUUUAUAAAUCAUAUUAUUAUUAUCAUCAGAAUUCGUAGUAUAAUUAUUUUUGGAGGAUUUUUCACCGGAUAUUUAAGUUAGGUUUAGUUAAAUCGAUAAAUUAUACUCUCGACUGUAGUUUUAGGAAGAACAAAACAGGUUUAGUUAUUUUUGUAAUUUUCACAAAUAGCCGUUCGAUAAAAAUUUUAUAUUAAAAUCGAUGUUACAUAGUGUUUUAAAUAUGUGUUUAAAACAUUUUAUUUAAUUAUCCAUGUUGGGGUUGAGAAAAAUAAGCAAGUGAAAAACGAGCAUACGGAAAAAAAGCAAUUUAUUUUUUUUACUUAUUAAAAUACAUAAGGUAGGCAUAUUAUAAUAUAAAAGUAAUAUUAUUGAAUAGUACUACAUAUUAUAUAGUACUAUAUCAUAGUUAUUUAACCAUUUUUUAAUACAAUUUAAUACCAUUACAUAUUCAAUUAGAAUAUUUCAAAAACGUUUUCACAAAAAUAUUUAUCGGAGCAAGUUAUCGAAAUCUGCAGUUCAUAAUAGAAUGCAACAAAAAUGACUACUAUUGUAGUGCCAAGUACAAAGUAUAUAUAUAUCAACAUGAAAUAAAUCUAUGGCCAUAGCAUAUUGUGGAACAAAUAAAUUAUCUAAACAUGUUUGAUUCAAAAUAAGAACAACUGGAGAAAACAAAUUUUGUUUUAUACAAGUAUGGUUUAUAAUUUAUAACUAUUUAUUUUUAAAAACCAAUAUGUGCAUUAUAAAUUUAAAAGUAUAUAUUUAAUAAGUCAUAUGAAAUAAUAGUACAUUACAUCAAGUAUAAGUAUAGAAAAACAAUAAUUGUAUUAAAUUCAAAAAAAAAAAUUCCGUUAGUUAUUGUUGUAAAAACGUUUAAAAUAUUAUAAUUGAAUUUAUAAUAUAGUCAAUGAUAUUAAAAUUAUAGUGCGGAGACAUAUAAAAUUAUAUGAUACUAUUAAAUAUGUAGUACUAACAAAUAAUAUUACUUAUUUUAGAUUCCGAAUGGAGCGAAGAAGCUUAUGGUUUUACAAAGAUGUGUAUUUUUCUUUUCUGUGGACAACUUUACUACCGGAGAUCUUGCUCCGAUUUUUAAGUGUAGCGCCUUUUUUGAAAGGAAAUUGGAGUGCGGAGGUACUCUAAGGAAGUCAUUAUUUUAUUUUCCCAACAUUUUUUCUCAACAAAUGGAGAAAACUGAAAAAAACUUAAGAAAAAAGUAGGAAAAUCGGUACAUAAAACAUAUUUUGACAAUACCUAUUUAAUUAUUUUACCACAAUAUGUCAUAAUAUAUAAUGUAUAUAUAUGUAAUAUAUAAUAUAUAAUAAUGUUGACAAAACAUCACUAUUAACUAAACUCCACUUAGAGUCCGCUUUUUUUUCGUUAUCAAUGGUUGAUCGUUAAUUUUAGGUAUACAUUAAAUUACCUGUAACAGUGAGUGCACCCAAUCCUAUUAUCCUAGGACGUCGUAUUAUAAUGUGUAAAAUAAAUACUUUUUUACCACUUGCUUUUUUUUCUACUUUUUCCAUAUGCUUUUUUCACCUGCUUUUUUUUCUAAACUCCCCUAUAUUACAUUCCAGAAUUGUAGUGAAAUAACUCAUACGUUUUUAAAAAUUAAAUUUUGUAUUCUCUUCAAAAUGUUGGGAACAUCCAACGCUGAUAUUAUGAAAGCUAUAACUUCGUUGCGAAAAAAUCGGUUUGAUCUCCUCGCUUCUCUUAAGAAAUUAAUUCAGUCACAGGAUUCUCAGUUUCUCUGAAUUGUGUAAUAAUUUGUCGACCAUAUUUUCCUAAAUUAUUGAACUGAAACAAGAAAACUCGUUACUCUAUGGAGAAUUGUCUUCUCUAAAGACCAAAAUCGUUCGGCUAGAAGGCGACGCCAAAAACCCUUCAGACAACUCACCAAAUAAUUUGCCAUACCAAAUUAUUAGUGAGACAUCUGAGUGAGACCGAUACACUAAGAAUAUUAUUAUUAAUGGGUUACCUUAGUUAGACUCUAAUAUUUUGCACGAUAAAAUUUCUUUAGGCAAUAAAAACCUAUCCGUAUUAAUAAUAAUAUUAACAAUAACAAUAAUAAUAAUUGGUGAAAAAAACAAUUCCUAUUACUUCCGAAAGAAUGUGUUAUAUUUCCCUAAUUGCUAGUAUUUUCUUAAAUAAUCGUGAUAACUCUAUUUAUAACUAACUAUUAUAAUGAUAUGAUGUUAACAAAAAAUAAUGUUCAAAAAAUACAAAAAUAUGUAUUUUUGUUUACAAUGGAAAAUAUAUUUAAAACAUAUUUCGAUUGUUCUGUGUGUAGCACAAACUGAAUCCGAACCCGGUUCUGACAUCGGUACUAACCGUUGACGAUGUCAACGAUGAGAAACAUAACCGGUUCAGAUUGUGCUCAAUUGCCGUGACACGAGUGCUGAAAUCAAUGUUUAACAUGUCAAUUUGGCGCCACAAAAGAUUUCUUGCGUUCGCAGUGAGUGAAGCUCUGGUUGAAAGUUCAUAUUUAAUACCAUUUGUUUUUAUUAAAGGUAAACUAUAAUUUGAUUUGUAUUUACUUUACAUGACAUCACCGUAUUGAGGGUGAAAAAACCUAUGGGGGUCACAAAUAAAAAGCAUACAUUGUCAGCCUAAAACUAAACACAGUGAAAUGGUGCAGACAUAUUUUUGUUAUACAACUCUGAUAAUACAAAAACACGUUAAAAAUAAUAAAUAUUCCCAUGCUCUUUUUCCAUGAAUCUGGGUCUGAACUUCGCCUUGGUAGCGAAUCAUAUUAUAGUACAGCUAUGCGCAAGAAAGUCAAAUUUUCAGAAAAAAAAAGAUGUCCUAGAAUAAUGGGAACGGGUGCAGCCACUGUUGUAGAUUGUUAUAGUUGGAAAGAUAGGAUACAGAAGGGAAUUCAAUGUAUAUCUGUAAACAACGAUAAACCAUUGUUCCUGAUAAACCACUCCUCUUGUGUGGAGGCAAUAGUAAUGCAUUGUCAAUAAUAUAUAUGUAUAAUUAUGGUAGUAUAACAAAAUAGGGAUUUUUUUUUUUUAAUAAUAUUUCUUUAAUAUUGUACCGAUUUUCUCGCUUUUUCUACGUUUUUCACGGAUUUAUGGAUUUUCAUGCUGUUUCCCAAAUUUUCACAUUUGCUGGAAAAACUCUUGAGAAAAUCGAAAAAUGACAUUCUUAAAGUACUUUCCCCGUCAGAUUUCCUUUCGGAAAAAGUACUAUUAGUAUAAAUUGAAGUAAAAUCGCUAAUAGUAAAGUUUUUCACAUAAAAAAAAAAAAAUAAACAUCUUUGUAAAAUUAGUACAUUCUUCUGUAUACUCAGAAUCUAAAAGGUUUCAUUGAAAUAUAAAAACCAUGCUAUUUUUAAAUAUUUUUUUUAUCUACAUAAACUUACUACUUACAAAUGAAACGACGGAAAAUUAUUAUCUGGAAGAAGCAUUAUUUUUUCUAUACUGAAAAGUUAAGUGAAUCUCAUCGUCCAUCGGGUAUCUACUAAGACGUGGAAAUGCGAAUGGAAGACCCAGACAGUCCUUCAGCAGUGGCAUUAAUUAAUUAAUGGGUUUCAAUUUAUACCAGCACUUAUAGCAUGCGGUGUAUUAUAUGUAGUUUUAGUUACAACGACAAGGCCUAAUCUUUAGACACUGAUAAUAAUAUUAUUUUUGCAUACUAUUCUUAUAAUACAAUUCAUAUUGAUGCAUAUGUUUUCUUAUGUAAUUUGUAAAGGUAUCGUAGGGCAGAAAACGUCCGCAGAAGCAAUGAUUACUCUUAUCGCGGGUUGUUUGGGUUUGUUGGUUGGUCGAGGAGUAGGCUUUUUGUUGCACGAAACUUCGUCAACAUGCGUUCCCAUGUACCACGUGUGCUUGGUGUUAUUUGCCAACAGCUUAUCGUUGCUCUUGUGUUCUAAAACUAUUAACGUUUUCGUAAACAUAUUACCGUGUUUUGGACUUUAUGGAUUUACGCGAGGUAAGGGUUUUUUUUUAAAAAUAUUUUUACGACUAUAAAUAUGAAUUAUUAUAUUUAUGAACUUGUAUUUUUAUCUGAACGUUUUCUAGGAUAUUACGAAUCAAUGCGAAACACGGUGUUCUGUUUGGGUGUUUUUCCGUUAAAGAAAUUUAUCAACGUUCGCGGGCAAAUCGCCUUGGUUCGAGCUAUAUCAUCUUGUUUAGGAUUACUGUCUGCAAGUGAGUUCUUUUAGUUUCAAUAUUUCAACGAUUAUUAUUAUUAUUGUUUUUUAGUCAUAGUAUUAAAGUACUCGUCGCAUAUUAUAUUUUGUAGCAAAUUAUUCUGUAAACAAUUAUUAGAUCCUUGGUAGCAUUAGUUCACACAUUCUAGGUUUCUACCUUAUGACAAUUUGCGGUUGCGUAAUUGGGGUGUUAGAAGGGCAAAAUUCUACUGCACGUGCGCCAUCAGUUCUGUGAUGUUUGAACAUGUUUUGGAACAAACCUAAGACAUUAUUAUUACUAAAACGAGUAAAAAUGUCCAUAUUUAAAAACUGUAGACAUUCUCCUCAAUUUUGAUAGAAUAUACCACUUAUAUUGAUCGUAUUUUUUUUUUUUUGCAGUAACGAUCCUGGAAAAUACGUUAAACAUGGCCAACGUGUACAUGUUUGCAGCUUCGUUGGCAGCGUUCGGAGGAUUGUUUUUGGCACUUUUGAAUUAAGUGUUUAGAUUUUCGCCGCUGAUUUUAGAUUUAUUUUAUUUCAAACAGUUUUUUUAAAUUAUUUUUACUAGCCUAUCUAGUCUAAAAUUAGAUUCGCCACUAUUAUAUACCCCUAAACAGUGGCACCAAAUCCUAUGUUAAGGUCAGGCCAAGGCCUGAAUUCUUUUAAAAAUUAAGUACAGGGCUGCAACAUUUUAACCCAAAGUUUGGUUGCCAAACCAAAUGAAUAUGUUUAGACUUUUGAAAUAUAUUACUAAUAACAGCAAUUUACAAUUUACUCAUUUGAUCUAUACUGGAUAUUAAAGAAAUAAUUAUUA